UAACUCCAAAUCACCUCCCAAAUCAAUUCCUAAAUUGACCUAAAAAAAAUACCAAGAAUAAAUAAAUAAUAUAACAGUCUCUAAUUUUGAUAAAGAAACUUCCACUAUAGUAGGUACAAAUAUAACUGACUAUAUAUAAUUCUUUGAUAUAUUCAAUAACGAAAUUAUCCCAUCUGCACAAGAAGUUAAAAACUACCAAAUAAUAUACCAAAACUGCCUGACAUUUGUUAUAAAUCUGAACUUGAAUAUGACCAAUAAAAGACCCUUUAUUAUUGCAAACGUUCACCUUUAACGAUAGGUUGUUAUAGAAUGUAUAUAAACGGCUUUUAUGUGAAAAAUUCAAUUGAAAAUCUAUAUUUAAUAUCGAAUAUAAUACAGCCAGAAAGUACUUUAUUAGAAAUAGAGGAAAAAAAUUAAAUUUCUUUUUUUGAAGAAGUAAAUGGAUUUGCCUAUUUUUAUGAUUUUUAUGGAAAUCCAUAUACUUGUUUCCCAUAAAACGAA
Molecule: messenger RNA, 501 nt
Organism: Ichthyophthirius multifiliis
Lineage: Eukaryota; Ciliophora; Oligohymenophorea; Hymenostomatida
Exons: 1
Source: RefSeq, a predicted model, not a curated record